GGCCAGAUCCAGCCGCUCGCCGGCUGCGCGCAAAUCCUCCAAGUCGAGGUCCAGCAGGCCGCGAUCGAGGUCCAGGUCGCGCUCUGGCUCCCGGUCGUCGAGGUCGAGCUCCAGGAGCAGCAGCAGCCGGUCGCGAUCGCCCAGCAGCUCGCGCUCGCGCUCCAGGAGCCCUCGUCGCGGCCGCAGCCGCAGCCCACGCCGCAGCCCCGCUCGCUCGCCCAGCCAAAGAAGCUGCACGUGGGCAAUCUGACGCGCAACGUGAACGAGGAGCACCUGCGGGAGAUCUUCGGCCAGUGGGGCAAGCUGCUGAGGGUCGAGCUCGGCUGGGACCGUCGCAUCGACCAGCCCAAGGGCUUCGCCUAUGUAGAGUAUGACAAGUACGCCGACUCGGUCGAGGCCCUCAAGCGCAUGGACGGC
Acanthamoeba castellanii str. Neff is the source of this 417-nucleotide messenger RNA. Its product is annotated as RNA recognition motif domain containing protein. Gene Ontology annotation, biological process: mRNA splicing, via spliceosome. Lineage: Eukaryota; Discosea; Longamoebia; Acanthamoebidae. The transcript has 3 exons. Gene Ontology annotation, molecular function: RNA binding. The record is from RefSeq and is a predicted model, not a curated record. The annotation marks the transcript as partial. Gene Ontology annotation, cellular component: nucleoplasm; cytoplasm; ASAP complex.